Papaver somniferum (opium poppy) is the source of this 1108-nucleotide messenger RNA. RefSeq lists its product as uncharacterized. The transcript is spliced from 4 exons. Gene Ontology annotation, biological process: translation. Gene Ontology annotation, molecular function: structural constituent of ribosome. Gene Ontology annotation, cellular component: ribosome. Bases 129 to 686 code for a protein of 185 amino acids. NCBI's taxonomy places the organism in Eukaryota, Viridiplantae, Streptophyta, Magnoliopsida, Ranunculales, Papaveraceae. The record is from RefSeq and is a predicted model, not a curated record.
UCCGCCCCAGCUUUAAAGUUUUCUUCUUUUCUGUUUACUGCCUCGGCCCUCGACCACAUUCUCUCUCAAAAGUAAGACCCGCAGUAGCAGAGGAACUCAUCUCCUCCCAUAAGGGGCAAAAUCAAUCAAUGGCGAUGGCUUUUCUAAAGAAAACUAGUAAUCUUCUUCUUCAUCAUCACCCAAUUGGUUCACUUGUUGCUGCUGGGAAGAUUGAAAUUCCAUCUUCAAUCCGUUUCCUCAAUGAUCGCAGCAACACUCGAUUGCCUAAUUUCGUUGAAGAAAAUGAUGUUACUAAUAGAACGUCAUCUUCUCUUUCUGAAUCAUUCUCUCGUCUCCGUCGUGAUUCCUCUCCUAAUUCAGGUUUAUCAGAUGUUUUCGGUCAAUCUUCUUCGCCAUCUAGAGGUCCUAGGAUGGAUAAUAAUUUUCAAUUUACAAACCCACCUAGAGGACGAACUGGAUUCACUGGAUUAAAAAGAGUUGAUGCAACAGAAGAUGACGAUGGUAGAAAUGUCAAGGCGAAUACAGUUGUAGUAAGAGUCAAAGGGUUUACUAAUUUCAGGAAAAAGAAAGAAGCUGUCUUGCGAUUGAGAGAAGCAUUAGGACCCAAAUAUCAAAUUAUAAACGUACAGGAUGUCACCAACCUUCCACAUAAUGGAUGCCGACUCCCCAAGAAACGUCGAAAGUAGAUCAAGAGAAUGAUGUUCAGGUUAAUGUAGAGUGGCUCAUCUCUCGACAAGCCGCCAAUUCACUUCUUUCAAAAACGGGGAAAAAAAUGCUGACGAGAUGGUGGUUGCUGAUGCUACAAGCUUUACAUCACCAAUAACUAAUCAGUCUUACCUCUUCAGUUUAAAAUACUAAUCGAUGACAUUGAUGAAGUGCAGCCAUUACAUUGUGUGUUUCGUUUUUAAGCUGUGUUUUAGAAAGCUGAUAGUUGUUAAUUCACCAGAAAUGCUUUAUAAAAUAGAUGGUUAUACUUUUGGAAGACAAUAAACAUGAUCUCGUAAUGUUCGAUGAAUGGUAUUUUCGCACCAUUUUAAAUUUUCCCUAGAAUUUGUGGAUGACCUGUAUUUGGUUCAGCAAUUCCAUGUAAAGAACCUUCUGAUCUUGU